This is a messenger RNA of Corvus hawaiiensis (hawaiian crow), 1492 nucleotides long. Its product is annotated as cytochrome P450 2G1-like. NCBI's taxonomy places the organism in Eukaryota, Metazoa, Chordata, Aves, Passeriformes, Corvidae. The transcript is spliced from 6 exons. Gene Ontology annotation, molecular function: heme binding; iron ion binding; oxidoreductase activity, acting on paired donors, with incorporation or reduction of molecular oxygen, reduced flavin or flavoprotein as one donor, and incorporation of one atom of oxygen. Gene Ontology annotation, cellular component: intracellular membrane-bounded organelle; cytoplasm. The record is from RefSeq and is a predicted model, not a curated record. The annotation marks the transcript as partial. Gene Ontology annotation, biological process: xenobiotic metabolic process.
GUUUUGGGCCAUUUUGGGCUAUUUUCGGGACAUUUCGGGCUCCCCAAAGCUGUACGACAUGGCCGAGUCCUUCCUGUGGUUCGUGCCGGGCCCUCACCUGCGCAUCCCGCGGCUCCUGGGGAAGAUGAGGAGCUUCAUCGCCCGGCGCGUGCGCGACAACGCCCGGACCCUCGACCCCAGCAGCCCCCGCGACUUCAUCGACGCCUUCCUCAUCCAGAUGGAGAAGGAAAAGGACAACCCCAACACCGAGUUCACCCUGGAGAACCUGGAGCUGACCACCCUGAACCUUUUCUUCGCUGGCACCGAGACCGUGAGCUCCACCCUGCGCUUCGGCCUCCUCUUCCUCAUGCGGCACCCCCACGUCGAAGAGAAGGUUUUCCAGGAGAUCUCGCGCGUGGUGGGGUCGGGCCGGGCUCCGGCCCUCACUGACCGGCCCCAAAUGCCCUUCACGGAGGCCACGAUCCACGAGAUCCAGCGGUGCAGCGACCUCCUGCCCAUGAACGUCCCGCACCGCCUGACGCGCGACGCCGACUUCCGCGGCUACCGAAUCCCCAAGGGCAUGGACGUCUACCCCGUGCUCAGCUCGGCCCUAAACGACCCCAAAUCCUUCAAGAACCCCCAAAACUUCGACCCCGGGAACUUCCUGGACGAGCAGGGCCAGUUCCAGCGCAACGAGGCCUUCAUGCCCUUCUCGGCCGGGAAGCGGCUGUGCCUGGGGGAGGGGCUGGCGCGGAUGGAGCUGUUCCUGUUCCUCACCACGAUCCUGCAGCGCCUCCGGCCCCAACCCCUGGGACCCCCCGAGGAGGUGCCCACGACCCCCCUGGAGAGCGGCUUCGCCAAAAUCCCGCCCCGCUACGAGCUGCGCAUGGUGCCGCGAUGAGACCCCUCCCCAAAUUCACCCCGGAGACCCCUCCCCAAAUUCGGGAACGACCCCAAAUCAACGGAAAUUCCCCCAAAAUCCACCCCAAAAUGCCCCCCACGCUACGAGCUGCGCAUGGUGCCGCGAUGAGACCCCUCCCCAAAUUCACCCCGGAGACCCCUCCCCAAAUUCGGGAAUCCCCCAAAUCAAGGGAAAUUCCCCCAAAAUCCACCUCAAAAUCAGGAUUCCCCCCAAGACCCCUCCCCAAAUUCCCACCCCCCGAGACCCCUCCGCAGAUUCCGGAAUGACCCCAAAUCAACGGAAAUUCCCUCAAAAUCCUCCCCAAAAUCCCCCCCCCGCUACGAGCUGCGCAUGGUGCCGCGAUGAGACCCUUCCCCAAAUUCACCCCAGAGACCCCUCCCCAAAUUCACCCCAGAGACCCCUCCCCAAAUUCGGGAACGACCUCAAAUCAAGGGAAAUUCCCCCAAAAUCCUCCCCAAAAUCAGGAUUCCCCCAAGACCCCUCCCCAAAUUCCCGACCUCGGGAAUGCCCCAAAUCAACUGAAACUCCCUCAAAAUCCGCCCCCAAAAAUCCCCCCCAGGACCCCAAAUUCCCCCCAAAAUUCGCCCCAAA